Messenger RNA from Anisakis simplex (herring worm), 603 nucleotides. NCBI's taxonomy places the organism in Eukaryota, Metazoa, Nematoda, Chromadorea, Rhabditida, Anisakidae. The record is from the annotation of a GenBank genome assembly.
AUGGCCACCAUUGCGUUCAGUCGCGUUCAGCGCGAAUGCAAGGAGAUCAUCACCAGUAAAGAGCUAUCUGAAACUGGUGUAUUGAUUGAAGUUCGUAAUGAGACUUUAACAAAAAUACGUGGCGAAAUCAAAGGACCUCCAGAUAGUCCAUACGAAGGUGGGAUAUACUCAUUGGAUAUCUCUAUUCCUGACGAAUAUCCAUUUCAGCCUCCCGUGUGUAAAUUCAUAACAAGAAUAUGGCAUCCGAAUAUAAGUUCGCAAACGGGAACUAUUUGCCUUGAUAUAUUAAAGGAACAAUGGGCAGCAUCCNUAACGUUACGUACAGUAUUGUUGAGUAUACAAGCACUGCUCACGCUACCUGAACCGAACGAUCCCCAAGAUGCCGUUGUUGCUAGGCAGUUCCUUGAUAGUCCAGCUCUAUUCAAAAGGACGGCCAAAUUCUGGGCGCAACAUUACGCGAAUGCGAAAGGACCAAAAGAUGAGGAGUUAUGGAGAAAAGUCGAUAAAUUGGUUGACAUGGGUGUUUCUGAGGAUCAGUCAAUAUCGGCGUUGAGCUGUAAUCAGUGGGAUCUCUCAAAAGCAACAGAUUAUGUGUUCGGUUGA